Messenger RNA from Cinara cedri, 319 nucleotides. Lineage: Eukaryota; Metazoa; Arthropoda; Insecta; Hemiptera; Aphididae. The record is from the annotation of a GenBank genome assembly.
AUGACCGUUCCUGCUACUAAAUAAUUAACUCAAUUAUUACCGGAACUUUCUGAUUGUGAAAAGUGUUUGCAAAAUAUGCAAUUGUUCAUAGAAUCUUAGAAUCGGCUGCCGCCUGCAUAUUGGCAUGACAGCUAACGAUAUUAAACUCCUAUCUGAUGCUACUCAACUAUUAUCUGCGUCUAGGUGUAGCAAGAACCUUCGACCAGUUAAAGCUAUUUUCAAUUCUAAAGAGCAGGCUUUACAGUUCAUUAAUGACUUUAAUGUCAAUAAGCGUAAACUCGAUACUUUUGGCCAAGUUAUCUCCAUUUCUAUCACGUAA